This is a messenger RNA of Hevea brasiliensis (rubber tree), 2885 nucleotides long. RefSeq names its product linoleate 13S-lipoxygenase 2-1, chloroplastic. Gene Ontology annotation, biological process: lipid oxidation. NCBI's taxonomy places the organism in Eukaryota, Viridiplantae, Streptophyta, Magnoliopsida, Malpighiales, Euphorbiaceae. The record is from RefSeq and is a predicted model, not a curated record. The transcript is spliced from 9 exons. Gene Ontology annotation, molecular function: oxidoreductase activity, acting on single donors with incorporation of molecular oxygen, incorporation of two atoms of oxygen; metal ion binding; protein binding. Bases 77 to 2788 code for a protein of 903 amino acids.
UAACUCUGGAGCCACACACUCGGUUAUCAUCAUCUUCUUCUUCUUCUUCUUCUUCUUCUUACACAGAGCAGGAAGAAUGUUAAAGCCACAGGUUCAUUACCAAUCAAACUCUACAAUAACUAAUAGGAGGGCUCACUUCUUAUUACCUAAAUCAUUUAUCAAUGGAAAAGAACUUGCUUCUCUUCUCGUCGUCAAGUCAUCAAGAUCCCCAUUCAAUAAAGCACGCAGGUACAUCAGAGCUGCCUCUGAACCUACCACCAUUAAGGCUGUAGAAGAUGUUCCACAGCAGUCCAUUAAAGUGAAAGCUCUGGUUACUGUAAUUCAAACUAUUGGUGGAUUACUCACAAGCCUAGGAAUAGAGCGAGGACUUGAUGAUAUACAAGACUUGCUUGGGAAAACACUCCUCUUAGAGCUUGUUAGUACUGAACUUGAUCCAAAGACGGAACUAGAGAAGCCUACGAUUGAAGGGUUUGCACACCGAGUAAGGCAGGAGAGUGGAGAUGUGAAAUAUGAAGCGGAAUUUGAGGUCCCAAACGAUUUCGGAGAUGUUGGUGCUGUUUUGGUGGAGAAUGAACACCAUUGUGAGAUGUUCCUCCAAGAUAUAGUGCUUGAUGGCUUCCCCCACGGCCCUGUUAAUGUGACUUGUCGCUCAUGGGUUCACUCCAAGUAUGAAAACAAGCAGAAACGAGCCUUCUUCACCAACAAGUGUUACUUGCCAUCACAAACACCAAUUGGGUUAAGGAGGCUAAGAGAGGAAGAGCUUGCGCUUUUGCGAGGAAAUGGCCAAGGAGAACGCAAGAGGGGCGAAAGGAUAUACGACUACGAUGUUUACAAUGAUAUUGGGGACCCUGACGCUAACCUAGACCUUGCAAGACCAGUAUUAGGUGGCAAAGAACGUCCUUAUCCUAGACGAUGUCGAACUGGACGCCCACGAUGCCAAUCAGAUCCAUCGUUAGAGAAAAAAAAAAAGGAUUUCUAUGUCCCUAGAGAUGAAGGAUUCUCAGAAAUAAAGCACCUGACAUUCUCAGCAAAGACCUUGUACUCAUUAUUUAAUGCACUGGUACCAUCACUAGGAAAUGUUAUAGGUGAUGCUGAACUUGGAUUUCCAUACUUCAGAGCUAUAGAUUCACUGUUCAAUGAAGGAAUUCAGAUGCCUCCACUUUCAAGACAGGGGUUCUGGAAAACAAUUAUGCCCAGACUUUUCAAGGUUAUCACUGAUGGAAAAGAUGUGUUGCGCUUUGAGACUCCACAAACUUCAGAAAGGGACAGAUUCUUUUGGCUAAGAGAUGAAGAAUUUGCUCGCCAAACUCUUGCGGGUCUCAACCCAUACAGCAUAAAAUUGAUCACAGAAUGGCCAUUGAAGAGUAAACUUGAUCCUGUGAUAUAUGGACCUCCAGAAUCAGCGAUUACAACAGAAAUAAUUGAAGCAGAAAUUGGAGGGAUCAUUAAAGUUAGCGAGGCCAUAAAACAAAAGAAGCUCUUCAUCCUAGAUUAUCAUGAUAUCUUGUUACCAUUUGUGAGAAAAGUAAGGGGACUUAAAGGCACAACAUUAUAUGGCUCGCGGACAAUAUUCUUCCUAACCCCCAGUGGCACAUUAAGGCCGCUAGCCAUUGAGCUUACUCGCCCACCGAUGGAUGGGAAACCUCAGUGGAAGCAAGUGUACACUCACAACUGGGAUUCCACAGGUUGCUGGCUCUGGAGGCUAGCAAAGGCACAUGUCCUUGCUCAUGAUUCUGGUUAUCACCAACUCGUUAGUCAUUGGCUAAGAACACAUUGUGCGACAGAACCUUAUAUAGUUGCGACCAAUCGGCAACUCAGUGUGAUGCACCCAAUUUAUAGACUGUUACACCCUCAUUUCCGGUAUACAAUGGAGAUUAAUGCUUUGGCUAGAGAAUCGUUGGUCAAUGCAGGUGGCAUUAUUGAGUCCUCAUUUUCUCCAGGGAAGUAUUCUAUGGAGUUGAGCUCUGCUGCCUAUGAUGAAAUGUGGAGGUUUGACCAUGAGGCACUACCUAAAGACCUAAUUAACAGGGGCAUGGCUGUUGAAGAUAAGACUGCUCCACAUGGCCUAAAACUGACAAUUGAAGACUACCCUUUUGCCAAUGAUGGUCUAAUUUUAUGGGACAUUAUCAAAAAUUGGGUUACUGACUAUGUAAAUCACUACUAUCCAGAUCCAAGCCUAGUAGUGUCUGAUCAAGAGCUCCAAGCAUGGUGGACAGAAAUUCAAACGGUAGGACAUCGUGACAAAAAGGACAAACCAGGGUGGCCUGAGCUCAAAACACCUGAGGACCUAAUUGAAAUCGCCACCAUUAUAGCAUGGGUAUGCUCAGGUCACCAUGCUGCAGUAAACUUUGGACAGUAUGCAUUUGCAGGUUAUUUUCCUAAUAGGCCUACAAUUGCUAGAAGAAAAAUGCCAAGUGAAGACCCUACAGAAGAGGAGUGGAAUAGUUUCUUGGAAAAACCUGAGGCAGUACUAUUAGCUACUUUCCCUUCAAAGCUUCAGGCAACACGAGUGAUGGCUGUUCUGAGCGUGUUAUCAAAUCAUUCUCCUGAUGAGGAGUAUAUUGGGGAGGAAAUGGAGCCAUCAUGGGCUGAUGAUCCAAUUAUAGAGGCAGCUUUUGAAAAGUUCAGUGGGAGGUUGAAAGAAUUAGAGGGAAUUGUUGAUGAAAGAAAUAGUAACAAGAACUUGAAGAAUAGAAAUGGAGCCGGAAUUGUCCCAUAUCAACUUUUGAAACCAUUUUCCAAACCUGGGGUAACAGGACAGGGAGUUCCAUACAGUAUAUCCAUUUGAAAUCAACAAAAACUACUUAUUACUACUAAGAUCUUUCUGUUAAAUGAGACAUUUUGGGCAAGUUAUAAAUAUAACGAUCAGAAAAUUAAUUUGAAUA